AUGUCGAGACACCGAGAGGACUGGCGCCACAGCUGCGGAGGCGUCGUCGCGGUGGCUGCAAACGCCGGAGGCGCCGCAGCCGUGGCUGAGAGCCUGCGAAGCUUCCGGCAGAAUUGGGGGCACUCUGCGACCCAACGGGAGCCAUGCUUGGAAGAGAAGGAGAAGCUCCGGGCCGCCUUCGAUGCGCUGCCGGUAGGCGCGAAGGAGCUCCUCCUUUUGGUGAUCCGAGGCCCGGGUGCUGCUGCUCUGAAUUCCUUUUCAUUCAAAGAAGGGCGUCGAUGUGGCGAAGUGGAGGCCCCCCAGUGA
Molecule: messenger RNA, 306 nt
Organism: Symbiodinium sp. CCMP2592
Lineage: Eukaryota; Dinophyceae; Suessiales; Symbiodiniaceae
Source: the annotation of a GenBank genome assembly